Trachymyrmex cornetzi is the source of this 1281-nucleotide messenger RNA. RefSeq names its product probable basic-leucine zipper transcription factor Q. The transcript is spliced from 5 exons. The annotation marks the transcript as partial. The record is from RefSeq and is a predicted model, not a curated record. Lineage: Eukaryota; Metazoa; Arthropoda; Insecta; Hymenoptera; Formicidae.
CUCUCUGCUGAUGUUCGACCUCGUGUUCCUGUUUUUCCUGUUCCUCGUCGGGGUCUCCUGCCUCGUUUACUACCUGCCGGGUACUCGGGCGCAUGCUUUCGCACCGCACGAGAUCAUCACAGCGCGAACGUCGCCGCGCUAUGACGCACCGAUCGACAAUGUGUAAGAAUGCCGACAGAUGUGACCGGGGGCCCAGGACUCGCAGUAGUGGCAGGGGAUGUUCUUACCCUGCGAGGCACAGGACUUGCUGCUGCAGAAACGUGGGCUCUCCUCUGCCAAGCAGCCCAGGCCCUCCAGGAUCUUUUUCUUUCAAAUGGAGGUGUGGUGGGUGGUUCGAGAGCAGGACCAGUGGUGACUCCACAUACGCUGGAACUGACACUACGUGGUAGGGUUUUGCUGCAGCUCGCACCGCCGGAAACUGCUCGAGCGUACCUGCCACCAGAGUAUCGACCCGGCCGCAUAUAUUCAGACACGGAUUCGGAAAAAAUGUGGAUGUAUUCUUUAGGCAGGGCAUUAUUGGACACGACUCCCAGAGCAACGGCGUUAACGGGGACCGUUUCCGUUUCACCCUCUUCCGCUUUGCAAUCAGUGUUGGCUGCCAUGACGGAGCCUGACCCUCGUAGGCGUGCCUCCUUGAUGAAUUUACUCGACGUAAUAUCCGAAUAUUGUCGGACACGUCUACAAGCAAGGCCCUUCACUCACAUAGUGAUGGAGAUGUAUCGAGAGGUUGUGAGAUCGCCGCAAUACGCCGCGCGGAAACGAGCAAUGCAGCUGAAUGCCCUGUGUCCUACACGGAACAUGGUUGAACAAUUGAACCAACAUAAAAUCUACGGGCAUCAUCAUCAUCCGCAACAACAGCAGCAAGACUACGUCCAAGUUGUGAAUGGUCAACCGCAAUCUAUUCAACAUCAGACUCGUAUUGGGCAAUAUUUGUCGAAUCAAUUAGCUGUUCAGCAACGGCACCAACAACAACACGAUCAUAUUCAACGUCAGGCUAAUCAAUUUCGCUCGCUUCACCAGCAACAGGAUUAUGCACAGCAGCCACCAAAGGGUCAGCAGGAUCAUCGUAGUCAUCAUUACAAUCAUCAGCACGCGAAAGGGACGCAUUUCAGGACACAAUCGCGCAAUUCCCAGUCACAUCCCAAUUUGACGAGCUUGUGCGAUUCACAGCAACAGCAGCAGCAACAACAGCAACAACAACAACAGCAGCAGCAGCAGCAACAGCCAUAUCGGGAUACUGCCCUCAGCGGUUACAGAGCGCACUUUCAAUCGCAGCUGGAU